AGGUCGGUUAGUCGUUUGUACUCUGGUGCCUUCGAAUCAGUGAAAACAUUGCUAGUUGCGCAGUUUCCACUAUCAAGUUUGACGUUGCCAAUGUGAAGCCUUUGGGUCGAUCGUCUUUUAAAAUCCGUCAGAAACCCUACAAGUUUCACGAAUGGUCUUUUUUGUUCCAUAAGUGGAACACACACACGACUACUCUCAUACUUUGUCUGCCAUGAAUUAUUGAUUUCCCCAUGAAAACGUUGCUGCUCUGGACCCAUAGACGUUUUCUCUGGGCCUUCAUGACAAUUUGAUCAGCAGGUAGAGUUUAGUUAGCUGUACACAUGGAACCGCUGCAACAGGAACACAAAGAGUGGGAGGGUUGCGAUUCCAAAAACAUGGAAGACACUGCCAUCCAACAUGGAAGUGGAGCUGAAAAUGGGUUUGAAAUGGUGAGCGAUCAGGAAGUGGAGGCCGCCAACGAAGACUUGGAGCGACACACCUCCAAUCAAAGUGACACAGUGGCAAUGAUUGAUCAAAUCAAUGAACGCGAGCAAGAGGGCAUUGACAAAGUGAUCCAGGAAGUCGAGAAUGAUCCCAAUGAGCCGCUUACGGAGAAGGAAAAAGCGAUCAUUGAACUCGUGGAGCUGAAAGCUGAGUUUCACGAAUGGGCCGAUACCCGGAAAGUGACCAUUGACAAACUUCGGGAAAUUGCCGACUAUGUUGAUCUGGUUUGCAAAAGGACGGGGGUGACCAAAGUUCUUAGUUCAGGGAGUGGCGCUUUGGCCGGAGGAAUAACCAUCCUCGGGGGCGCAUUAACCAUAGCCUCAGCCGGUGCGGCUCUUCCAAUCUUAUUAGCCGGGACUGGCCUCGGAUUGGCCUCGGGGGUCACUGGAGGGGCAGCGGCUGUGACUGAAAAAAUCAUCAAGUCUCGCCAAUUAAAGGAUGCUGGGGCAGCCAUAGAAGCGGAUAAAGAGGCAACUGAACAAUUGGAAAACCGCAUUGUGUCCUUGCAGAAGAAUAAGUUUGCCACGCAGGUGGCACGAGAUGUGGCCAAAACUGGUGCCAAGGGGGCAUAUAGCUCCUACCAAAUUAUGAGCCUGGUUGGUGUUGGUGGUAGUUUGGGAAAGGUCAGUGCGGAGGCUGCCGCCAAAUUGUUCGGAGAGGAUGUCGGAAAGGAGAUUUCAAAGUUGAUUAUUCACACGUCUGGCCGAGUGAUUUCUGGUACGGUCACGGUGGUUCUUGGAGGAGCAUCCAUGGUCUAUGAUAUUUACAAGCUGAAUAGUGAAAUGAGUGAGAUCGCUAAAUUGGGAACUGAAGGUGCAUCAGAGUUCAGAACUAUGGCAAAACAACUCGAAGAUGCACUUAGGGAGCUCCAAACCAAGCCCAAUGAAUGAUUUCUACGAUGCUCUGAUUUUGUUAGAAACCUGUGAUAUCCUGAUGAUCUUUAGUGAACGCUUAAACAUCAAAUAUAUAUUUUAGCACUCAAACUUA
Messenger RNA from Tigriopus californicus, 1470 nucleotides. RefSeq lists its product as uncharacterized. Gene Ontology annotation, cellular component: membrane; extracellular region. The record is from RefSeq and is a predicted model, not a curated record. The transcript has 2 exons. Gene Ontology annotation, molecular function: lipid binding. NCBI's taxonomy places the organism in Eukaryota, Metazoa, Arthropoda, Copepoda, Harpacticoida, Harpacticidae. Gene Ontology annotation, biological process: lipid transport; lipoprotein metabolic process. Bases 321 to 1373 code for a protein of 350 amino acids.